UUGAUACGCAGCUCCGCUCGGAGUAGGGUCCGCCUGAGAAGCUAUCUUUGUGGCGCUGGUGGCCGCCUGUGGAAUCUAGUUCCGGGAGGAAAAGACACGGCGAAAACAACAGCAACGAUGGGAAGCAAAAUCGCACUGGGAAUUCUACUGGUUCUCCUGCUGUGUCGAACGUCAGAACAGGUGUCAGAUGGGACGUCAGAGCAGGAACAGAGAGCCUGGGAACUUCAUGUGAUGGUCAAAACUUUGGAAUGCCAGCUGAGGUAUGCCGGGACGUAUGAGCCGAACAAGACAGAUUUGUGCAAUGCGACGUUUGACAACAUCACCUGCUGGCCGCCCAGCCCGGCAGGUGUGCUGGUACACAUGCCGUGUCCUGCAGAACUGAGGGGGCACAGAUAUGACACCACAGAUAACGUUACGAAGCUUUGCAGAAGUAAUGGCACAUGGGCCCGGAUAGCAGACUAUGGAAGCUGCCAUGAAAUAGUAGCGAUUAAAAAUGAGACCGAGAACGCAUUGUCCAGAAGGUGGCACUUUAAAGCAGCCCUGUUACUGAACGACAUAGGCCAUAGUGUAUCUUUGGUCUGCCUCUCCAUUGCCCUCAUCUUGUUUCUCUAUCUCAAGAGUAUCCGUUGUACGAGGAACAACAUUCACCUCAACCUGAUCCUCACUUUCAUACUGAAGAACACAACCUGGUUCAUCAUGAAGAGUGUGGUGACUGAAAGGCACACUUCAAAUGACUGGGUUUGCCGGACAGUUGUGACGCUCUUCAACUACUUCAAGGUCACCAAUUUCUUCUGGAUGUUCGUGGAGGGUCUCUACCUGUACAUCAUGAUCGCGCAUGCGUACGGCACGGAAAAGGUCAAGUUCUGGAUCUACAUCCUGAUUGGCUGGUGCAUCCCGAUCGUGCUCGUCCUGAUAUGGGCCGUUGUCAAGCUGCUGCUGCAAAACGACCAGUGUUGGAUUGCCGAUGGGGGUAGCAGCUACCUAACGACUUCAUCUUCCACGGUCCCACGUUUUUCAUACUCCUGGCGAAUUGUUUCAUCCUUGGAAAUAUCGUGGUCAUUCUGGUACAGAAACUCAAAGCGCACCCUGCCGGAGAGACCGGGCACUACAGCCUGAAGGCGUUCAAAGCUGCCGUGGUACUGCUGCCGUUGCUGGGUAUCAUCUACAUCCUGUUCUUCAUCCACCCUGAAGACUCCAAAGGCACCUCCUAUCUUGUCUUCAUCUACUUCAACACUUUCCUCCAG
Branchiostoma floridae (Florida lancelet) is the source of this 1244-nucleotide messenger RNA. RefSeq names its product corticotropin-releasing factor receptor 2-like. Bases 118 to 1116 code for a protein of 332 amino acids. The transcript has 11 exons. NCBI's taxonomy places the organism in Eukaryota, Metazoa, Chordata, Leptocardii, Amphioxiformes, Branchiostomatidae. The record is from RefSeq and is a predicted model, not a curated record. Gene Ontology annotation, cellular component: plasma membrane. Gene Ontology annotation, molecular function: G protein-coupled peptide receptor activity; diuretic hormone receptor activity; peptide hormone binding. Gene Ontology annotation, biological process: cell surface receptor signaling pathway; adenylate cyclase-modulating G protein-coupled receptor signaling pathway.